Aptenodytes forsteri (emperor penguin) is the source of this 2154-nucleotide messenger RNA. RefSeq names its product transmembrane protein 140 (gene TMEM140). NCBI's taxonomy places the organism in Eukaryota, Metazoa, Chordata, Aves, Sphenisciformes, Spheniscidae. The record is from RefSeq and is a predicted model, not a curated record.
CGCAACAGGGGCUGCGGUGUCAGAGCCCAGCCAGCACAGGACCUGGCAGCAGCCACAGACCAGCUCAGCUCACCUGAGCUGAGGGCGGCACCUCGGCCCUCUCCAGCGUGUUUCAGCUCUGCACCCAGCCAGAUGGGCAGCCCAUUCAGAACAAUGGGCAUCCUCCAUGUGACCUUCCAGUGUCUCCAGAAGCCCGUUGUGAAGAAGACCUCCAAGGGAAGCUACAAGAAGAAGUGAGGUAUUGACCAGGGGAAGGGGACAGCACGAAGCAGAAGCCUGCAAGAGGGCACUAAGGACAGUCCACAUUUCUGGGAGAGGAGCAGGGAGUCGGGUUUGCCAGGCAGUCUGAGAGAGGAGCGAGGAGCAUGGCAAUCGCAGCAGGCGUCCCCACAGCAGGCUUUACCAUGGUAUCAAGAGAGCAUGCGGGCACCAGGAUGGGUCUGCUGCAACAGAGGUGCACCGGGCACCUGCUCUGUGCGCUGACCCUCCUUGAGGCCACCGGGGCCUUGGCCUUGAUGCUCUACGCACUGCUGUGGGAAGCCGGGAACCUGGUCGACCUCCCUGACAAACGCAUUGGCUUUUACAACUUCUGCCUGUGGAAUGAGACAGCUGGGGAGCUGCAGUGCCUGGAGUACAAGCAUUUGCAGGUGAUGGGCAUCAGCCUACCAGGAAUGGUGCUAGCCAGGGUUUGCGUGUAUGCCUGCCUGGUCUUCAGCAUCUUCUACCCCAUUUUUGUUGCACAUGUGAAGUGCACAGAGGAGAGAGAGGGCUGGAAGGUGAUCCUCAUCAUACUCAUCAUCAAGACCAUAAUCCUGUCUGGAGGCCUGGGUACGUUUCUGUUCCAAACCUCGCAGUGGAUUCACCCCUCUGAUUUCACUGGGGGCUUCCUGGCACUGCUUGGGACUCAGGCUCUGCUACUGCUCCAGAUGCUCACUGUCACUAUGUACCUCAGCUGGGCCAAGCACACGCCUGUGUCAAAGCCCUUUACUGAGGAGGCCCUGCCCAUUGAGAUUUGACAGCGAAGAAGAUGCAAGAGCUGUUGAUAACCUGAUUUAAAACAGUAAUCCCGCUACAGCUUUAGACACUGGCAGGAAUUUGAUGCUUAGUCCAAAGGCCCAUGUCCAGCCAUGCUCUGGCACACAGCUGUGUGCAGCGCUCCUGCAGCAAGCAGGCAGCAGACACCAACACCCCCAGCACAGCAUGGAAGCUUCCCGGGAACAGCGUGUGUAACACACCCCUCGGCCUGGGGCACAGCAUCAAAGCGACGGCAUUUCUGGCCCUGACUCAGAGGACAGUGAAGGGGACAGAUCAGAACCAGCACACAGUGGACACAGCCCUCUGGACAUAUCUAGCCUAAGUAUAGACAGGCAGAGAAGCAAACAGGCCUCCUUUCUUGGAGUUGCCCAAAGAGACUCUGCUCCUUCUCCAACUCCUGGACUAACCAGGGAUGCAGUCGAGGCAAUUGUGACUUGAGGAGCUGUGGCUUCACACUGCCAUCGCAGCAGUGGCAGCCCCAGAAGUGCACUGGAAAUACUCUCUUCAGCAGGAGCACCUGUACUUCACCUGCUAGAACAAUACCUGGAGCAACUCUGCUUUAGUUCAUUAGGGUGAAGUGGCCCACAUCCAACCCCAGCAGCAGCAGAGCCCCUGGAUGGGCAGCCUAACAACUUGCUGAACACUGAACACAGCCCUAAUGAGGAGAGUUUCCACGAGGAAGCAGAGGAUUUUGGUGCAGAGCCCCAGGUUUAUCCCCACUGAUAUUACGGGGCUGAGCCCAGCACCCCCACCAGCCUUUGAGACUCCAGGAGAACUGGUUCUGUGCGAGGACAGCUCACCACAAAGCUGUCAUACCAACACACGCCCCACGCAGGGGUGUGCUCGGGGAGCAGGACCCGGGCUGCCAAAGGCUGGGGUGCAGUGCCCCAGCUGGGCCAUCAUAGCCAGAGCACUGGAUGGGGUCUCUCUGCCAUGGCGGUGCACAGCACCGCUCCAUGCCAUGCCUGUAACCUCGCACAAAGAAGCGCCUGCUUUCCCCCCCAUCCCCUUUGGGGACAUGAGGGUCUGUUUUCUCUCCUGCUGCGGUCUGGGUGGGGAUGUGGCUGGUGAUGCGGGUUUGACUGAUUCUUCAUUUCAGUAAAGGCUCUUGCACCUGCC